This is a messenger RNA of Eimeria acervulina, 5319 nucleotides long. RefSeq lists its product as hypothetical. The record is from RefSeq and is a predicted model, not a curated record. The transcript is spliced from 4 exons. Gene Ontology annotation, cellular component: nucleus. Gene Ontology annotation, molecular function: transcription cis-regulatory region binding. The coding region runs from base 1 to 5319 and encodes 1772 amino acids. Gene Ontology annotation, biological process: regulation of transcription by RNA polymerase II. NCBI's taxonomy places the organism in Eukaryota, Apicomplexa, Conoidasida, Eucoccidiorida, Eimeriidae.
AUGAAGUCUCGCACCGUGUUUGCGUUGCCGGCUGUGGGGCCGCGGCAGCAGCUGCUGCUGCAGCAACAGCCGCAGCAGGAGGAGCUGCUGCUGCUGCUGCUGGCUGCUGUUGAUGGCGCUGCUAACCUGGGGAUGCACCCUUGUUUGCCUCUUCGACAAGGGGGGCCGGAGGCAGCAGCAGCAGCAGCAGCACUUGCUGCAUCACUGCAGCACCGUACUGAACUAAACGACGGGCAGCAGCAGCAGCAGCAGCAACAGCAGCAGCAGCAGCAGAAUCGCAAGCUUCAGAAUAAACCAGCUCUGGUUUGGCUCCGGGGUGUACAUACAUCUCCUCAUGUUGCUGCUGCCGCUCUACGUUUGCUGCGAGGAACGUGUGAAAAGGCAGCAGACGCAGUAACUUUGCUGCUGUCUGGAGAUGCGCCUGAGCAGCAGCAGCAGCAGCAACAGCAGCAGCAGCAAGGACUGGAGGUUCUAGCCAAUAUGCUAUCAAGCGCCUCUUGUCUUUUUGCUGCACAGACACUGCGUCGCUGCCUCCUCCGCCCCACAGCAAUUCACUGCUUCUCGAACAGCAGCAGCAGCAGCAGCAGCAGCAGCAGUGGUAGCGACGGCAGCAGCAGCAAUAGCAGUAGCAGCAGCAGCAGCAACUGUUGCUGGAGCAACAUGACAGGUUGCGAUUUUGGUCCUGCUGCUGCUGCGACGUGCGCAGCAGCAGCAGCAGCAGCGACUUUGCGAGUGGCAGCAGCAGCAGCAGCAGCUGCUGCUGCUGCAGGCAAGGGUGACCCUGUGCUGCAGCAGCAAACGUGUGCGUGGAAGCCCAGAGCACAGCUGCUGCUGCCCGUUAGCAGAUUUUUGCUGCUGCUGCUGCUUGCGUUGUCUGUACCUGGAGUGGACGUACACCGCGAGUUGAAUCCUUUGAAGACUGAAGUGGCGCAUACUGCAUGUUUGCUGCUGCUGCUGCUGCACGGAGGCAAAGACAGCAGCAACAGCAGCAGCAGCAGCAGCAGCAAUAGCAGCAGCAACAGCUGCUGUGGCUGGUGGCUGCCGCACUGCGCAGCUGCUGCUGCUGCUGCGCUUGACCCAAACUUGACUGCAGCAGCAGCAGCAGCACAAGCCAGCCGCUACAACUUGCUGCUGCUUCCCUGUGGGGAGCUGUGCGCCUCCUUUGCGUUGUCGCGCAGCUGCGGCAGCUUUCCGGUGGAUGAGCUGCCAGCAGCAGCAGCAGCAGGAGAGGCAGCAGCAGCAGCUGCAGCAGCAGCAGCAGCGGCAGCAGCAGCAGCAGGCCUCACUUGGGUCAAAGCAGCAGGCAAGGCAGCACUGGAGGUUAUGUCUGCAUGCGCGGAUUGUGUGCUGCAGCAGCAAGGCUACAGGGGGCAUCCGUUGCUGCGGGAGAGACGAGCAGCGCAGCUGGUGAGGCAGCAGCAGCAGCAGCAGCAGCAGCAGCAGCUUAGUAGAGAAUGUGUCUCUAGUCUCUUAAGAGCAGCAGCAAACCCUGUGGUGCUACAGAUGCUGCUGGGUGCAGCCAGUCGGUUUAUUGCGGCUGCUGCAGCCGCCAUGGGGCCGGCGCAGCAACAGCAGCAGCAGCAGCAGCAGCAGAUACUUCCUUGUGGUAGGGCCAGGACAGACCAAUUGCUAGAAGCAGCACCGCAGCUGCUGGGGGUGUUGCGAUGCGUCGGGUGUUGGUUUGCUGCAGCAGCAGGAGAUGUGCUGCUGCUGCCAGCGCUUCCGCUUUUAAGUACAUGUUUGCUGCCUUCCCUGCUGCAGCUGCUGCGCACCUGCUGCUUCCUGGAGAGCAUCUGCAUGCGCCCCGAUGCUGCAGCAACAUACACAGCUGCGGGUGCAGCAAAUGCUGCAUCCGCAGCAGCAGCAGCGCCAGAGGAGACACCAGAAGACCUCGCAGCAGCAAAAGAAGCAGCAGCAAAUAUAGCGGAGGCAGCAGCAGAUGCUUUUAUUAAGGGCGUGUCGCUGCUCGCUGUGCGGAACCUGCCCACUGAAGGAGAGACCAGCAGCAGCAGCAAUAGCAGCAGCAGCAGCAGCAGCAGCAGCAACAACAACAACAGCAGCAGCAGCAGGAGGGGGCGUCGGUGUUCAUUCAGGCACCAGCAAGAGGCUGCGCCUCCGCAGCAGCAGCACGAGGGCGGCAGGUGGCUGCAGGUUCCCGCUGCACUGCAGCAGCAACAACAGCAACAGCAGCAGCAACAGCAGCAACAGCAACAGCAACAGCAGCAGCAGGAGAGACGCCAUACGUUGUGCGUCUUGGAGAGGCAGCUGCUUUUUUCACACAUUUGCUCGGCGUUGCACCCCGACUUAGCGAUGAGCAGCAGCAGCAAGGAAUUUGCUGCAGCAGCAGGAGCAGCGGGAGCAGCAGCAGCGCAUGCGUCACGUGUUCUGGGGUGUGUAGCUUCGGUGUUUGCUGUUGAGAUGUGCGCAGUGCUGGCCCUUAUUGAGGCAGAGGCAACAGCAGCCGCAGCAGCAACAGAAGCAGCAACAGACGCAGGAGCAGCAGAAGCAGCAGCAGCAGAAGCAGCAGCAACCACGUGGUUGUCCCCUCCUGUCUUCUUUCGUAUCUGCUGCACCCUCUGCAGCGAUGCUUUGAGGCCCUCACCCGCAACAGCAAGAGCAGCAAAACAUUGUCAGGAUGGUGUGCCGGCUCUGCAGCAGCAGCAGCAACAACAACAGCAGCAGCAGCAGCAACAGCAGCAGCCGCAGCAGCAGCAACAACAGCAGCGGUCUCCACGCGCCUCUGUCCGGCAACAGCAGCAGCAGCAGCAGCAGCGUCAGGAGCAUCAGCAGCAGGAGGAGGAGCGACUGCAGCAGCGUGAGCAGCAGCUUUUAGCCCUUGCUGCAGCAAGCAGCAGCCACGAAGCAGCAGUUUGUGCUGCAAUGCAGAGAGGCACUCAAACGCUGCAGCAGUGGUUAUGCGGGAGUGUAUGGGGUAGAGAAGAGAGACUGUCUCCUGCUGUAGCAGCAGCAGAGGAGAUGGCUCGAGCUGUACGUACACUGCAGCAAACCCUUCAGCUUCGACAGGCAGCAACUGCAGCACGGGCAGCAGCGCGGGCCACAAGCGGCGGCAUCCUGAGGCAGCAGCAGAUGCUUUUGCUGCAGCAGCAGCAGCAGCAGCAGCAAGAACUUGCUGCUCUUGAAGCAGCACUUGAACGCAGCACGCGUCUAUGGAUGAGGCAGGUAACCUGCCGUCUUGUAGAGGCCUCAGCUUUCCCUCUGGGGUUUAGCUUUAGCAGCAGCAGCAGCAGCAGCAACAGCAGCAACUGCAGCAACUGCAGCAGCAACAGCAACGGGGAUGCAGCUUUCUUCAGUCUUAGCAACCUAUUUGCGCCUGAGAGCCAGAUGGUGUAUCGCCUGCACGACGGUCUCCUCCCUGAUUUAACGAACACAGCAUUCUCUUUGCUGCGGCUGUUUCCAGCAGCAGGAGCAGCAGCAGAGCAGCAGCAACAGCAGCAGCAGCAGUGGGAGCAGCAGCAGGAAGAGCAGCAGCAGCAGCCAUGGGCAGCGUUUGAGUCCAUAUUGCAUGCAGUUGCUGCUGUCGCACAUGCUGCGGACUGGAGAUGCAGCGGGGCGCUGCAGCAGCUGCUGCUAUGGUUGCUGUCUCCGGCUUCUUCUUUGACUCCCUCAAUAGCAGCAGCAGCAGCCGACGUACCAGUAGCAGCAGCAGCAGCAGCAGCAGGGAGGGUUCCGUGGGUGCUACAUUCUCACCGUUUGCUGCUGAGCUCGGCGCUGCAGCUGCUAGGGGCUCUGGAUUGGUGGCUGCUGCAGCAACCGCAGCUGCUGCCUCGUGUGCUGCUUCUGCUGCAGCAAUCUUUGCUGCUGCCGCAGUGGAGCGAAGAAGGCUUCCCUCUUUCAUCUAAGGAGGACCACUUAGGCUGCGUCUCUCUCUUAAAACUCUGUGCUGCUGCUGAGGCCCCGGGUGUUUGCUGCUGCAUGCAGCCGCCAGACAGUCCCAUCUCAACGAACAACUUCUGCUGCUUCGCGCUGCACCUCAUCGAGACUGUUGCUGCUAUCCCUGCAACCAGCAGCAGCAGCAACAGCAGCAGCAGCGGGAAGGAGGGCAGCAGCAUCGACGCAGCAAGCAAAUGGGCAGCAGCAGAGAGGCAGCUCUGCAUGCAGAGCAGGCAUUGCGUCGUGGCUGUAGCAGGGAAGCUACUGGCUGUAUCCUGUGGCAUGCAUGUGGAGCAGCAAAUGCGUCAACUAGUGCAGCAGCAGCAGCAGCAGCAGCAGUGGAAGCAGCAGCAGCAGGACCCCUACGCUAUCGCCGGUUUGGUUCUGAGCAGACAUAUGGAUAUCUUGAGGGGCCUCGUGCGCCAGCUGCUGCUGCUGAAGCCAGCAGCAGCACAAGCGGCAGCGGCGGCAGCAGCAGCAGCAGCAGCAGCGGAAGAAGAAGAAGGAGCAGCAGCAGCAGCUCCACAGCUGCGGCUCUUCGUUGCUGCAUGCACAUUCGUGCUGCAGUCUCUCGAGGCAUUCCUUGCUGCUUGCUUACAGCCGCUUCUUGAACAGGGUGCCGCAGGCGCAACACAGAAAGGGAGUCUGUCUCUUCUUUUUAUUUGCUGCUCUCAAGGGCCUCUGCAGCAGAGACCCGCUGGCAGCAGCUCCCGACAGCAGCAGCAGCAGCAGCAGCAGCAGCAACAGCAGCAGCAGCAGCAGAACUGCCCCCUUGUAUUUUCCACCGUUCUGAAACGACUGGGCUUUUAUAAUGUGAGGCAGCGUGCUGCGCGGAGACAGCAGCAGCAGCAGCAGCAGCAGCAGCAGCAACAGCAGGUCUUCGGGAGGGGCGGCGGAGAUGAUGGUCGUCUUGGCGAAGGCCCUUCAGCAGCAGCAGCACCAGCAGCAGCAGGCACAGCAGCAGCAACUGCUGCUGCUGCUGCUGCAGCGCUUGGUGCUGCUCAUGGUUUGAUGCAGCUCGUUGUGCUGCAUGUAAAUGCAUACGGGCAGACGCUGCGGUCCCUGGUUGCAGCAGCAGGAGCGCUUGCUGCAGGCAAACUUGAAGAGAAUCAGAAGGUCUGCGGCCUCAUUACGGCACUCUCUUCUUUUUUGUCUUUUGCUCUGCAUGCGACGCUGCUGCUUGGAGGAGACACAUUUGCUGCAGCAGCUGCAGCGAAGGUCCUGUUAUGUGCUGCUGCAGAGCUGAGGAGAACAGCAAGGCAGCAACAGCAGAAGGAACAGCAGCAGCAACAGAAGAAACAGGAACCGCCGCAGCAGCCGUCGGCGCUGCAGCAGCCACAGGCGCUGCAGCAGCCGCAGCUGCAACCGCAGCAGCAACUGCAAAAGCAGUUGCUGCUGCGGAGGCACGUUCUGCUGUGGGUUGAGUGA